Molecule: messenger RNA, 1229 nt
Organism: Strongylocentrotus purpuratus (purple sea urchin)
Lineage: Eukaryota; Metazoa; Echinodermata; Echinoidea; Camarodonta; Strongylocentrotidae
Gene: mrpl13
Product: 39S ribosomal protein L13, mitochondrial
Exons: 7
Coding region: 82-609 (175 amino acids)
Biological process (GO): translation; negative regulation of translation
Cellular component (GO): mitochondrial large ribosomal subunit; ribosome
Molecular function (GO): structural constituent of ribosome; mRNA binding
Source: RefSeq, a predicted model, not a curated record
UUCACCCACACCAAAGCAGGAUUUUCGCAUGAAGUUUCUCCUUUUUCUUUUAUUUACUGGUUUAUAGAACGUAUUUGAAGCAUGUCUAGUCGGAUUACGCAGCAAUGGGCAACCUUCUCGCGCAUAUGGUAUCUCAUAGAUGCGUAUAGGCAACCACCAGGAAGGGUAGCUGUCGCCAUCUCCAAAGUUCUUCAGGGAAAACACAAACCUAUCUAUCAUCCACUAAGUGAUGUUGGAGACCACGUGGUGGUUAUAAACACAAGCCAAGUUGCAUAUGCCAAGGAUAAGUGGGAGGAGAAAAUUUACUACCACCAUACUGGAUAUCCAGGUGGAUUCAGCGAAACUCCUGCCCAUGAGUUUCACCAAAAAGACCCUACAAAGGUGAUAAAGAAAGCUGUGUAUGGCAUGCUGCCCAAAGAUCUCAGAAGACGUGAGAUGAUGAGGAGGUUACAUUUAUUUGCCGAUCAUGAUGUACCAGAGGACAUCUUAGCCAACGUCAGUGAGCAGAUCAAACCACCCAGGGUAGUCCCCAGAGCUCUCACAGAGUACACACAGGAAGAGCUAGAUAACUUCCCAAAGUUAUGGCUACCAAAGGAGCCAAAGUACUGACAAGAAUUAUCACUAUGAGCCAUGUACAUCAAGAGACUCUAUAUGAAAGGACUACUUUGAGCCAUCUCCAUUUAUCACUUCCAAAGUCCACCAUGCUCUUAUGCAAUCAUGGAAGCCACUUGCUUAAAACACCAGUCUGCAGUCGUUUAUAAUCAUCGGUAGCUAAGAUGGUUAAUUUGAGCUUGUUUGGUCAUAGAUGUUAAAAGCAGGUUUGAUUGGAGGAUGCUAGGAGGUCAGGAGGAAACCAUUUUGUGCUUCAGAAUCAGAGAAUAUAUAAUUAUUUUAUACUCGAAACCUGCUUCAAGUGGUUCCUGUAUAGAAAGACUACCCAUCGAUAAAGCCUGCAGUCUUGGUUUUCCCUGAACAGUGAUUCGCAGUGAAACGUUUUGAUUAACUUGUACUUGAAGACACCUUUCCAAUGAAGACUACUUUAUUUGGCAUCCUUGAGCACAGGUUUCACUGUACCUUGAAACCACAAGGACUACACGAUGAUCACCGGAUUUCAUUCUUGCUGUCUUCACGUUUGUUGAUCUGAAAAUAUGGACAAGCAACUUUAAGAUGGUUAUGAUGAAAGCCGAUAUUGUGAUGUUUUUAUGAUUUAAAGAUGGAAAAUUAAUGUA